AUGUUAAAAAGUAGUAUUUUACAAUUUAAAAAUGAUUUUCAAAAACAGGCAAAGUUAAUUAAAUUAAGUCAAGAAAUUUCAAAAUCAUCACCUAUGAUUAAACAAGGGUCACCAGAAAAUUCAACCAUUGGAAGUAUUAGUUAUCUUCAAAAACGUAUAAAAGAAUUAGAGGCAGAAAAUGAAAAAGAGAUAGAGGUUCUUCAAGAGGAAGAAAAUGAUUCUUUAAAUGAACUUUUAGAACUUUAUGAUACAGAUGUUCAAAGUACUGAACAUCCAGCAAUAAAUUCUGAUGGGAA
Entrophospora sp. SA101 is the source of this 296-nucleotide messenger RNA. The record is from the annotation of a GenBank genome assembly. Lineage: Eukaryota; Fungi; Glomeromycota; Glomeromycetes; Entrophosporales; Entrophosporaceae.